This is a messenger RNA of Hyaena hyaena (striped hyena), 543 nucleotides long. Its product is annotated as collagen alpha-1(XXIII) chain-like. NCBI's taxonomy places the organism in Eukaryota, Metazoa, Chordata, Mammalia, Carnivora, Hyaenidae. The transcript has 2 exons. The record is from RefSeq and is a predicted model, not a curated record. The annotation marks the transcript as partial.
GUGGCCGCUGUGGAGGAGCUGGCGGCGGAGCGGGGGGCGUGCGCCGCGAGCCGCCGCUGCCCCGAGGCCGAGCCCCGCGCCCGGCCGACCUCGUGCCUCGGACUCUCCCGCCUGCUCCCCGCGCGCGGGCCCGCACCCGCAGCCCCGCACCGCCCCCUCGGAGACCCACGCGCGACUAGCGCGCCAUGAGCCCGGGCCAGCGCGCCGACGGAGACGCGCGGAAGGGCGGCCCGGCGGGCGGCGGCGGCGGCGGGGGGCACCCCGCGUCGGCGGCCGGGGCCUGGGCGGUGAGCGCGCUGUGCCUGCUGCUCUCCGUGGGCUCGGCGGCCGCCUGCCUGCUGCUGGGCGCCCAGGCGGCCGCGCUGCAGGGCCGGGUGGCGGCGCUCGAGGAGGAGCGGGAGCUAAUGCGGCGCGGGGGGCCGCCGGGCGCCCUGGCCGCCUGGGCCGAGCCGCACCUGGAGCGCCUGCUGCACGAGAAGUUGGAGGGACUGGCCAAGCACCGGACAGUUCGGGAAGCGCCAACCGAGUGUGUCUGUCCCCCAG